AUGCAACAAAUAGAAGAACUUAUAUGUCCUGAAUGUUAAAUGAUGUUUAAUGAAAGUGACAAUCUACCAUUGAUGCUUCCAGAUUGUGGACAUACAAUCUGCUAAAAUUGUAUUUAGCAAAUGCUAAUCAAUAAAAAAUACAUUGUCUGUCCAGAAGAUGGUAUCAUGGCUAAAAAUAAGAAUGAUAUCUCAUAAUUUCCAAAAAACUGUUAAUUAUUAAAAAUGGUGGUCAAGCAUAAAACUUAAUACUAGUAAAGUAGAUAAUCAGCAAGAAAUGACGAUAGUGAUAUAGGUUAUCAACUCUAAUUGAACAACUUAAUUUCAAAUGAUAUUCCAAAUGAUUUAUGCUAGGAACAUCUAGAAAAAUUGGAAAUAGUAUGUCUCACAGAUCAACUCAGAAUUUGUACAAGAUGCGCAUUAUUUGGAUAGCAUCGACAUCACGAAGUCCGUUCUGUUGAUGAUGUAGUAAAAGAGAUCACACAAAAGGCUGAAAAUAUCAUGCAGAUAUAUUAAAAGAUACUCCAAAAACAGAGUGAAAUGACUGAGUUAAAAUAUUUUGAACCCUUGCAAGAAAGAUUCUCAAGUGUCCUUACAGAGAGUCAUAAUACUGUUAAAGAGAAAUUUAAAGAACUGCAUUAAUUAUUAGAUAUCAAGGAACAGAGACUUAUUGAAUAAUUAACAACAUUGACAUAAUCACUAGAACAACAAACAAAAAAAUAAAUUAAAGAAUUGUUGCAAAGCUCCCUCUCUCAAGCAGAAUUGUGGAAGAUUACAGCCAAGGAUAGAUUAGUCUAUUUCUCAACCAAAACAGAAAAUGGAGAAUUACCUUUAGAUUUGUUAAAUAACUAAGAUUAUGCUUGUGUAGAUAAGGGUAAAGGAAUAUAUGAGGAAUUGGAGAAGAUCUAAAAAUAGUUGGAUCUCAAACUAUAGAAUAUCAAAAUAAAGAAGUUGAGAGUUGAUCUCAAAAAGACAGAAAUCGAUAAGAGUUUUGAUAAUCUUUUCACUAUUACAUUAUAAUUGAGUAAUGUCAAUAAUACUAGCAAUAUGACUAAGAGUAGUUAAAUCUUAAAAACUAUAAAUACUUUGACAGAUUCAACAUUGUUGUAAGACAUUAAGAGAAAUGAGAGUUUUAGCAAAUUAUGUGGUUAAGAUGUCUUUUCAAGUUUUUGUCAAGAUGAACCAAUGUUACUUAAAGAUAUAUCCAUGGCAGAUUGGAGUGAGAGUCUUAUGGAGGAAACAACCAAUAUUACUUAAGUGAAAAGUCCAAAUAGAAGUAGUCUAGAUUAAGAGGAAUUUGUAAAAAAUAAAGGUGGAUCUGGAUUGAAAGAACUCAAAGAAAUUUAACCUGUUAUUAGUUCUUAGACCAUCUAAUCAACUACUCCUACCAAACCUGAGAGAAUUUAGAUUAGAGCUUUGGAGAAACUCAAAGGAUCCUUUUAAUAGCCAAGUCCUGGCAGAAGAGAUUUAGAAUAGGUUAAUUCCAUCAGAUAAGGUGUUAGUCCUAAUACUAAAAUUGUAGAUUGCAAGAAGAAGAAAAUGUUUAAGAUCAACGAAAAAUUUGAAAAUGUUUGGCAAGCAUUUAAGAGUGAUAAUCUAGAAAUUGCUGAUUUCUCAAGUGCAGAAUUGGGAGAUGAUGGAUUAUAGUUUAUUGGUGACAUUCUGAAAACAUCAAAGAGAGUUAAGCAACUUAAAUUAGUAAGGAAUAAAAUAACUGAUGAGGGAGCAUGUAAACUGUUAGAUUGUCUUGUAUACAAUACAAAUUAAGCCUUUUAAAGUCUACAUUUAUCAUCCAAUAUGAUAACUGAAAGGACUCUAGAUUAUUUCAUAUCUCUAGUUAGAAAUUCCCCCCAAGGUUGUUCGUUGCCCAAAUCUUUAUACUUGAACCAAACUCUAAUAAAUGCAACCAAAGCCAAAAAGAAAAUUGAAGAUUUAAAGCGUGUUGGAUAUUUAGUGAAUAUUUGA
Messenger RNA from Paramecium tetraurelia, 1962 nucleotides. RefSeq lists its product as uncharacterized. Gene Ontology annotation, molecular function: zinc ion binding. The transcript has 3 exons. NCBI's taxonomy places the organism in Eukaryota, Ciliophora, Oligohymenophorea, Peniculida, Parameciidae. The record is from RefSeq and is a predicted model, not a curated record.